CCAAUAUGAAAACAGAAGAAUCAAGCUCAUCUUUACCAGUAAAUGAAGCUCAAACACUAAAUCCAGCAUGUGUAGGAAGCAAAUCAUCUACUGGAAGUUCUGAAAGCUCCAUGGCUGGCAGCCCUGAUACAGAGUCACCGGUGUUAGUGAAUGAAUAUGAAGCUGGUUCUGGAAAUAUAAGUCAAAAAUCUGAUGAAGAUGACUUUGUGAAAGUUGAAGACUUGCCCCUUAAACUUACGGUGUAUUCAGAGGCAGAUCUAAUGAAGAAAAUGGCAACAGAGUCUCACACCAGCAAUUUGUGUGAUGAAUUACUCGAUGGUGGUGUAGCUCAAGAUCAAGAAUUAGUAGGAGAUGCCCAGACUCUGAAGGAACCUGACACUGUUGGAGUUCAAAGUGCAUGAGAAUGGUCUGCAGAUACCUGCAUAUUUAUACUCCGUGUAUACAAUACAAAUGCCUAUAGAAGAUCAGCACUAACUUACCAGAAUUCUGAAUGUGUAUAAACAUGUAAAUUAGUUUUUGACACUCUGCCUUAGGGAUAGGUAUGUUAACUUCUGCCUGUGGCAGUUUAAACAGCUGGAACUGAGUCUCCUUCUCAGUCUUGCUGUUCUUCUGUCUUGAUCUUUUUAAUUUUUU
This is a messenger RNA of Tinamus guttatus (white-throated tinamou), 633 nucleotides long. Lineage: Eukaryota; Metazoa; Chordata; Aves; Tinamiformes; Tinamidae. The record is from RefSeq and is a predicted model, not a curated record.